Messenger RNA from Triticum turgidum subsp. durum (durum wheat), 720 nucleotides. Lineage: Eukaryota; Viridiplantae; Streptophyta; Magnoliopsida; Poales; Poaceae. The record is from the annotation of a GenBank genome assembly.
AUGGACGACGUUGUCACCGACGCGCCGCCGCCGUCCCGCUUCUCCCCCGACGACCUCGACAACUUCGCCGCACCCCUGCCGCAGCCCACCCCCAUCCUCGUCGUCUCCCCAAACCCUAGCCCCGCCCCGCGGCUCCUCGUCGUCCUCAUCUCCCCCACCUCCCUCGCCCUCCUCCCCUCCCCGCCGCCUCCUCUCCACGCCUCCCUCCUCCUCCCAGACCUCCCCUUGAAGCAGUCCCGCGCGCCCAUCCGCGUCUACCUCCACCCCUCCUCCGGCGCCCUCCUCGCCGUCGCCCACGGCGCCAUCCCCGCCCACCGCACGCGCGCCGCCGCCAGGAGCCUCAUCUCCGGGCUCCAGCCGGAGGAGGUCCUGGUCCUGGACGCGGUCCGCAGCGGGGCGUACAGGGGCAGGCUCUCCGCGGACGAGCUGGUGGAGGGGAAGCUGGAGACCGGGGCGGCGCGGCGGCGGGGAGGCGUGGGCGCGGCCAAGGGCGUCGCGGCGCUGGCGCCUCCGGGGAGCGUGAUGGACGGGCUCGGCGCCGCCGUGAUGACGGAGUGCGAGAUCCGGGGGAAGGCCGCGAGCAUGGUGGUGACCUGGCCGGCGGCCGCCAGGCCCUCCGACUUCGGGGUCAUGCGGCGCGUGGCGGCGGAGCUCGGCGUCGAUCUGAAGGCCGCGGCCAGGGUCUCCGGCCGGGCCGGGUUGGGCGCGCUGUAUACUUAA